Molecule: messenger RNA, 657 nt
Organism: Nematocida ausubeli
Lineage: Eukaryota; Fungi; Microsporidia
Product: 50S ribosomal protein L1
Exons: 1
Coding region: 1-657 (218 amino acids)
Biological process (GO): translation
Cellular component (GO): large ribosomal subunit
Molecular function (GO): structural constituent of ribosome; RNA binding
Source: RefSeq, a predicted model, not a curated record
AUGGGUUCAAAAGCAUUUGAAGCAGAAGCAAUUGUAUCAACACUGGAAACAAUCAUCAAUGGAGUAAACGCCAAGAGAGUAGAAGCCGGUGAAACAAUCGAGGUAAGAGUAGGAAUCAAAGGAUACGACGCUGCAAGAGACAAAAGAUUUAGAGGAGAAGUAACCCUUCCUUACCCAAAGAGAAAGGAAGAGAAAGUUCUUGUUUUAGCAGACAUCCACUUGGCAAAUGCUCUGGAGGGAUCAGACAUUCCAUUCAUCUCCUUCGAUGAGUACAAAGGAAAGACUCCUGAGGCAAAGAAGAGAAGAAAGAGCCUGGUAAAGAAGUACCACUCUUUCAUUUCCGUUCCAUCCCUAUAUAAAGUAUUCGAGCCACUGAUCUUUACCGGAAAGAAGAAGCCCGUAUACAUGAUUAAGAACAUAAACGAAAUCAAGAACUACUACGAGGAUGUGCGAAGAAAAAUACAGCUGAAUCUUAAGGCCGAUUUACUUCUUGGCUUCUCUGUUGGUACUACUAAGAUGAGCCCAACCGAGGUGUCCCAGAACAUAUCCACUGCUAUGCAGGCUUUGAUUGGUCUUCUUAAGAAGGGAAUGCAGAACUUACGAUCAGUUGAUAUCAAAUCUACUCAAGGAAAGACUAUUAGAUAUUUCCCAUUCUAA